This is a messenger RNA of Volvox carteri f. nagariensis, 1398 nucleotides long. RefSeq lists its product as uncharacterized. The record is from RefSeq and is a predicted model, not a curated record. The coding region runs from base 1 to 1398 and encodes 465 amino acids. Gene Ontology annotation, cellular component: cytoplasm; nucleus. Gene Ontology annotation, molecular function: molecular adaptor activity. Lineage: Eukaryota; Viridiplantae; Chlorophyta; Chlorophyceae; Chlamydomonadales; Volvocaceae. The transcript has 8 exons.
AUGUAUCGCUGUAGCUGUCCGUCGCCGAAGGGCCCACCGACGACCCACGGCACCCGAUCGAGCGGUCCUAGCGCCCCUAACCCUGUCGGGUCCCCCGACGGGAGCCCUCCGGGCCCCGACGGGGGCUCCCGAUGGCCGUUUGGCAUUUUCCCCCUUUUUCGUCGGGUGUGGGAGGAGGGCGUGUCCAGUGAACCAGCUGCGCUGCGGCUGUACGGCAAGGAGAUCUGUACGACGUUAUGCGAGAUGCUGAGCGGGCAGCAAUGGGGUCGUAAGACGGCGGCGGCGGCGGCGACAACUAAACUUACGGAGAUUGCACCUGACGCCCUGGGAGAACACGGCAGACGCCUGGCUGCUGCUCUGCUUUCCGAGCUGUCCGUGGGGCGGCUGUGGGAGGGCAAGGAGGCAGUGCUGGCGGCACUAGCGGCGCUGGUUGCUGCCGACCCGCGGGUCAUGGAAGCGGCUCCGGGUUACGCGGCUGUAGUGGACGCAAUGAUGGCCGCGCUGGCUCGCAAGAAAACGUCGUACCGUACGGCGGCCCUUGCGGCGCUGGAGGUUGUGCUGCGGUCCCUGCCAGGAAGUCAGUACGACAGGGUGGCGCCGCCGCUGCUGGCGGCUGUUGCCAGGCACUGCGAGGCGGAGGGUGCCGCUGCUGCCGCCGCUGGGGGGGCUGUCGCCACGUCAGCGUCGUCACAGUCGACGGCGCUGCAACCAGCAGCCGCCGCCGCCGCUGGCGCCGCCGCCGCCACCGGUGGCGACGAGGAUGCCGAGCGGCCGCUUCCGCUGUCUGAGUGCCUCUCGUGCCUUGCCGCGGCCUUUGCGCGCGUCGGCGGUAGCGGCGGAGGCGGUGGCGCCGCUGCCGUCGGCGGGUCCGAAGAAACGGCCAUGUCCGCAGCUGCAUCGGAGGUUUCGGAGCGCGGCGGGGUUCUUGCCGCUGCUCUACGCGGCGUGUUGGCGGCUCAGCUGCCCUGGCCACCCAAGCUGGCGGCUGCUGCCGCGGUACAAGUUCUGGCCCAGCUACUUUACAGUUACUCAACCGUUAACUGUUUCAAGUCGGCACUGGACCACAAGGUUCAGCAGUUUCGGCUAGCGGCAAUCGGCGCCCUCGGGGCAUUGGUGCAGGCAGCCGCCGGCAGUGCAGCCGCACCGCAAUCGUCGCCAUCGUCCGCGACCCCCACCUCCACAGCUGGCUGGAACGAAACCGACCGCCGGGAGCUGCUACCGGGUUUGGUUUCGGGGCUGCAGCAGCUGGCGGAUGUGGACCGGUCGGCGGCUGUGGUGGCAGCGGCGCUGGGAGUGAAGGCCGCCCUGGAGCCGCUGCUGGCAGCAGGGCUAACGGCGGCGGCGGCGUCACCGCCGCCGCCGCCGUCAGAGCAGUCCGCCAUGGAUACCGCGCUGUGA